AUGUUCUCUUUUUCACGUGCCUCGCCGUAUUACAGUAUUUCGCCAACGCUUACGGGUGAACAAAACCUACUGAUGUUGAAUCCCGGUUUGAGCAGUGUUCCGCCACCUAAACAUAACAGUCCCAUAACGCGUGUUACGACAUUUGAAAGCAAAUAUAAGAAAAACUACUUAAAUUAUAUGAAAGAAUAUUUAUCUCACUACACGCCCGGAUCAUCAAAUUGUGACUUCGGUACUGGACAGAGAUUGUCCGGAACCAUUCACAAUUCUUGCAAAUUUCCACUUGAAUUACUUGGACCAUGUUUAGACCCUGAAAAUUAUAUUACUCAUACUGACAAUGCCUGCUUUUAUCUCAAACUCAACAAGAUCUUUGGAUAUGUUCCAGACAUUGAGGGUAACAAGAUUACAGUGAGAUGUAAAGCUAAGCUUUCUCGAGAUUCGGAUCACCUUGGACAGCCAGUUUACUACCCUUCUGUUGAAGCUGAUAAUGAAACUCUUGGCUACUUCUCUUCGGCUCCCUUUCCAUACAUUCGUCAGUCAGACUAUCAAACCCCUCUCCUUGCUGUCACGUUCCCGAAUAUCAAACGCAACCAGGUGAUUGGAGUAUCUUGUGUGUCCACUAAUCUUCCUGAUCACACUGCCUAUAGCUUUGAGGUCUCCGUCGACACUAAUGAGACCAUUCCCGUAAAAGAAAAUUCAAUCUUUACCAACAUGCUUAUUUAUUAA
Rodentolepis nana is the source of this 723-nucleotide messenger RNA. The record is from the annotation of a GenBank genome assembly. Lineage: Eukaryota; Metazoa; Platyhelminthes; Cestoda; Cyclophyllidea; Hymenolepididae.